This is a messenger RNA of Prorocentrum cordatum, 1401 nucleotides long. The record is from the annotation of a GenBank genome assembly. Lineage: Eukaryota; Dinophyceae; Prorocentrales; Prorocentraceae.
CCCAGAUCACGCACGGGCGCACGAGGGGUGCACGAGGAACAGCCAUGAAGGACCUCAGGGAAAUUUAUGUGUAUGGCGUCUUUUCUUCUUCGAGCAGCGCCGAAUUUCGGCGUGCUGACCGCAUGCUGCCAUGCAGUGACCACCUCCUCGCCGGCGGCGGCGCCCGCCCACGCGCAGUAUGCCGCGCGGGGGCGCUUGCCGUGCACGCGCACGCGGCGCAGGCCGAAGCCGCUCGCGACGGUCUGCCCCGGCGGGGCGAGGCUCAGCCGCCCGCCCGGCGGUCAUCGAAUGACCGCGUCGACCUGCGCGAUCCUGUCUCCCAGCCUGCCCGCACGGCGCUCGAUCGCCAGCUGGCGAUAGACAGCCUCAAGGCGAGCGGUGGGCGCUGCCCUGAUUCUGCAGCAUUCCGCCCCACCGAAGGUCAGGAACACGAUCGAAUCGCCACUGAGUGACGCCUGGAGGAGCAACGUCGGCAAGAGCUGGGCUGCGUAAGUCAGGUGAUGCUGUCCCGCCAGAGCGGGGAGGUCGCACUGGCCCCAGUAGUUGUCGCCGCAGGCCACCGCUGUGCCGUCGCGCCUGAGAAGAACUAGCGGGGAGGUCGCACUGGCCCCUGUAGGUACUGCCACAGGCCACCGCUGUGCCGUCGCACCUGAGCAGAACGGUGUGGGCCUCUCCCGCGGCGACUUGGGUGUACGACUCCCCUACGGCCAGAGCGGGGAGGUCGCACUGGCCCCAGUAGUUGUCGCCGCAGGCCACCGCUGUGCCGUCGCGCCUGAGAAGAACUGUGUGGAGAGUUCCUGCGGCGACCUGAGCGUACGACUGACCGCUGGCCAGACUUGGGAGAUCGCACUGGCCCGCAACAUUAAAUCCACAGGCCAACGCCGUGCCGUCGUUCCUGAGCAGAACGGUGUGGAGAGAUCCUGCAGCGACCUGGGUGUACGAUUCACCACCAGCCAGAGCGGGGAGGUCGCACUGGCCCCUACUAUUGCUGCCACAGGCCACCGCUGUGCCGUCGCUCCUGAGCAGAACGGUGUGGAACUCUCCCGCGGCGACCUGGGCGUAAGACUGGCCGCUCUCCAGAGCAGGGAGGUCACACUCGCCCCAAUAGUUGCUGCCGCAGGCCACUGCUGCACCGUCGCUACUGAGCAGAACGGUGUGGAGCUCUCCCGCGGCGACCUGGGCGUAAGACCCACCGCCAGCUACCAUUGGGAGGUUGCACUGCCCCACGGCUGUGUCGCCGCAAGCCACCACUGUGCCGUCGCUCCUGAGUAAAACUGUGUGUCUGCCUCCCGCCGCGACCAUCUUUCCAAGAGAACUGGGCGCAAGAAGCGCUCUGCCCAGCCGGGCGUUCUGACGGCAGCGUCCCAGCUCGAGCCACGCCCGGCAUGAGCCAGAGCGGCU